AUGCGACCUCCACAGCUCAUCCUACUCCUUGUCUGUCUGGUGUUUAUCCCUCUCUUCUUUACCACCCUUGUCCGGCAGUCUGCAAGUCCAGAAAAUGCCGCCACAUCGGAAUAUCGACGAACCUACAGCAGCAAAGCCGGCCGCAUACGAGACCUCUUCUUCCAUGCACCCUCAUCACUAUUCCCGCCUUCCGCGCUUAUAAGUUUGACGGAUGAUAACUCGACUUUCUUCCUGGCUCGUCCUGCUGCGUUUGGGCCUCCCCUGCCAUCGUCCGGCCUCGAUGGGCAGUUGUGGAUCGGGAGCGGCUUUGGAGAUGAUGUUAGUAAAAAGGGAGGGAUAAUGACAAAAGCUGAAGGGGAACUGGGAUGCUCUGAUGUUCCCGGGUGGCAAGAAGGCGACAGGACUGCGCAGUCCGGGUCCGGAGGGCGUCUUGGUACGGAUAAAGCAACCUCACAGGUCAAACCAGGCAUCGGAGUCAGUGACGACCGAACCAUAAAUAUACAGAAAGGAGCCAGCACCGUUUUACCCGAAGACGACCGCAAGAAUAGUGGCUCGCCAACGAAAAAUGACGGAACCGAUGACCAUCUUCAUCACUCCUUGGGAGAUUCCCUAUCAGCCAGCCUUAAUGAUGCUAAGGCAAAAACCAAGCAACCAACCCAUGCCGACAUUCAGUCGUUACAGGAGACUGCAGAGAUUUCGGGGAAAGUUGUUCUACUAAGCCGUGGUGGUUGUGGCUUUUGGAGAAGACAAAAUGGGUCCAGCGGAGAGGAGGAAUAG
Trichophyton rubrum CBS 118892 is the source of this 777-nucleotide messenger RNA. RefSeq lists its product as uncharacterized. The record is from RefSeq and is a predicted model, not a curated record. The transcript has a single exon. The coding region runs from base 1 to 777 and encodes 258 amino acids. NCBI's taxonomy places the organism in Eukaryota, Fungi, Ascomycota, Eurotiomycetes, Onygenales, Arthrodermataceae.